Aspergillus puulaauensis is the source of this 4440-nucleotide messenger RNA. RefSeq lists its product as uncharacterized. The coding region runs from base 1 to 4440 and encodes 1479 amino acids. Lineage: Eukaryota; Fungi; Ascomycota; Eurotiomycetes; Eurotiales; Aspergillaceae. The transcript is spliced from 4 exons. The record is from RefSeq and is a predicted model, not a curated record.
AUGGACGGCCAGAGCCAAGAUCUUUGGCUGUCCGCCCUGGCCAAAUUGGACGAGGCCGAUAAAGCGCUCCUCCUCGCAUUUGGCGACGUCACCGACCCCAGCAAGCGAGUUGAUGUCCUCGACGGGUUUGGGCAGACCACUCGAGAAGCGUAUGAGAUGUGCGUUCGCAAGCGAUGGUCCUUCAAACUGCCGGGAGGGCAAGGAAAGAAGAUCAUCGUGCGCGAUCUCAUCGCAAAGACCACGCACUGGCUCGAGGUGUUCAAGGGCAUUGGGGACCAGGCUGUUCACUUUGAUCCGGCAUUCGCUGGCCUUCCCUGGGCGGGCGCGCGAUUUUUGUUGCAGAUUGCAAUCAACGACUUUGAGAAAUUCGAUUUCGCCGUGGAAGCCGCCGAGAGAAUAUCAAGGAUGACCGCUCGCUACAGGAUCAUUGAGAAACUGUAUCUGCGACGUGGCUCUGAGGCGGCUGAGCAGCUGGAGCAGGCCCUCAUCCUGCUAUAUGCUACGACGCUCACCUAUUUGGCCAAGGCCAAACGAUAUUUCGAGGAGAAUACCGCACUUCGCAUGCUGCAUAGUGGCCUGCUGGCCAAGAGCGACCUCCAUGACCUGAUGGAGAAACUGGAAACCCAUGAGAAAGAAGCAGACCGCUGCACCAGCUUGGUAGAGGCAGAAAUUAACCAUGAUACCGCAGCCCUGAUUGCGGAUCUGUCAUUGGAAAUGAAGCAAAUGUCGGCAUUGAGGGAGGCCCUCGCGAGAAUAGACCAGCCUAUCUUGAAUAUGGCACACCAGCUUGAUAGAAUGGAGGAUCAUCUUGACAACAUGCAGCGAAAGGAAAUACUAGACUGGAUCUCGUCGCAGAGAUACGGUGACCACCACAGGGCCAUCAAAGACAGGGUUCUUGAUGGAACGUGCAGCUGGAUCAUGCAACACCCUGAAUUCGUCAAAUGGAAAGCCGACAGCACAAACUCACUCCUCUGGUUACACGGCACACAAGGAGCGGGCAAGAGCUGCUUGACCUCGGUAGUGAUCGAGGACAGUAUGGAGCUGGCCCGUCCAGAUCAAAGCUGCUCCCUGGCAUACUUCUACUGCUCACGGAAUACAUCGGAGCCCCAACGAGCAGACCCGCAGAAGGUACUGGCAUGUAUCGCCCGUCAACUCUCCAGCACCUCCUCUGACUGUCCCAUUGCUCCUCCGACGAUUGCAUUGUAUAACAAGCUGCGUUCGGUUGAUGGGUCGAGGGAGGUCCUUGCUAUACCAGAGCUCGUUGAGCUAAUCCUGGAGCUCACCAAUCUUUAUUACAGGACUACGAUCGUAUUGGACGCGCUGGACGAGUGUGAUCCAGAGACCAGAUGGAAACUAGUGGAUGCACUGAAUGAUAUCGUUGCUGAUUCUACCAGCCUGGUCAAGGUGUUCGUUAGCUCACGCGAAGAAGGCGAUCUUCGAUUGUCGAUCGAGGAUCAUACUGGCAUUCAAGUGACGGCCUUGGAGAAUAGCGAAGAUAUCCAGAAGUUUGUAGAAGUUGAAACGGAGAGAAUGGUUGCCAAAAAGCAGGUGCUUGGUCGUAUCAAACAGCCAGCCACGAAGGAGGAGCUCAAACAGCUUAUCAAGCACGAUGUUGUUUCCAAGGCCAAUGGAAUGUUCCGGUGGGCCGAGUUGCAGCUGGCAAGCCUCCGAGGGAUUCAGUUCGAAAAGGACGUUCGCUCUGAGCUGUCUCGAAUCCCCCGUGAUUUGGGUAUGCUGUAUGAAGACCUCUACCAGAGGGCACUUGAGAGUGCCAAAGAUACAGCUCGGUCUGUAAUGCAAAAUGCUCUGAAGUGGAUGCUAUGUUCUCGAGAAACUCUCCCUCAGAAAGACUUCUUUCAAGCUAUCACGGCCUUCUUAGAUGUAGACGUUGAUGACUUCGAUGAAGACGUUAUCUUGGACCUUCUGAACAACUUUGUCGUCAGCUAUACCACCGAGUCGGGAGUGCAGAGCUUCCGAUUCGCCCAUCUAUCGGUCCGAGAGUUCCUGGAGACGAAACCGGAGUACUGCGUUGCAUCCAGUAAUUCAUUUGCUGCGGAGAUAUCUCUACUCACAUUGAUCGGUUGUUCUGGGUCCCCCAGCGCCAGUCGGUUUGUUGAAGAGCUAGGGCUUGAUGCUUCUACUUUCAUACCCUUUUCAGAAGUCGAAUCCCAUACAAAGGGCAUCCACGACUACUGCAUCAGGUUUUGGGGUGAGCAUUGUGAGCUUGCUGGAGGGGCAAAUCGAACAGCGGACAGUAAACAUCUGAAUCGCCUUCUGCAUUAUUUUCUUUUUGAUGAUUCCGAUGAAAACUGCCCUGUAAGCCGCUGGUGGCGUUCUUAUCACCGUCUCUUGGGCAUCAGGCGGCACGCCUUCGCGAUGAAGAAUUUCUUUUAUGACCAUGAGCAAUCGUCCGAUCGAGCCCUAUUUCUGGCCAGUUGCUAUGGCUUUGACGAAAUCGUUAGCAUGGAAAGACCUGAAGUACUCAGUGCCCACUUGCAGACGGAGUGUGCCAUGGCUGCAGCCACCCACCAGCAGCACUCUGUCCUCAGGUCUCUUCUUGACACCACGAACACCAGGGAUCUGCUGCAAGAUUUGGUAUUCCAGAUGGUCUUUUUGGGUGAUGUCAACGGUGUCCGAGAAUUCCUGAAGCUGCUCGAGCCUGCUGAAGUGACCGAAUUCAUGUUAUCGCGCGCCAGGAGACCGGAGAUCAUUUCAAUGCUGCUCGACCAUAACAGGGGCCUUCAAAUCACGACAAAAAUGGUGGAGGACAAUGGCCGGCCCUCUGAUUGCAUCAAUGUCUAUCUUGACCGGGCUCCAGACUUGGAGAUCACGUCGAACAUACUCUCAAACGCUAUUGGAAGCAUGGGUUUUGAUUCAUUCAAGCGUCUUGUUGACCGCGCGGACCCCGCGAUGAUUACCUCUGAUGUUAUCGCUACGGCCUUGUUCAAGGAUUACUUAGGGCCACAUGUACUGCCCAUGAUUGAGCUCCUCCUCGAGCGUGCCGGGGAAAUUGAAGUCGAUGAGGUUGCUAUCAUGCAGGGGGUGGGCAACAGCAAAAGUCCCGAGAUGGUGAAGAGACUUAUUGACCAGGGAUGGAUCCUUGCUCCACGCACCAUUGAGUACGGUGCCCUAUACGCGAACAAAGAGGUAUUCCAGGUUCUCUUCGAGGCCAGCGGUGCAAAUGUCACACCUCGUCUACUUGAACUGGCUGCGGCUAAUGAUAGAGACGGGGAUAGGGUUGUCACGCUCCUAGUGAACCUGUUAGAUGAUGCAGUCGAUGACGAGACCUGGAACAGGAUGCUGGUAAGGUGUGUUCGCAACAGGUCCAGGGGCCAAGAGACAAUGGGCGUGCUCCUUCCCCUCAAACCCAGUACGAAAAUAGGCGAAAAAGUCUUCCUGGCUGGUUUAAAGAUGGACUGGAAUGACCAUGGAAGGCUUAAUCGGAUGCUGGAUGAGCAUCGAGAGUUGGAAAUUACCGACAGCGUUGUGCGAUGCGCAUUGGAGAAGCUGAAGUAUGACGGGACCAUCAGAAAGAUUCUAGAUCGCCAUGGCUGCCCCGUCAUAUCCUGCGAUAUGAUGCUCGGUGCAGUCAGUAACCGUCUAUUUGGAGACGAAAUGACCAAGCUGCUCCUGCAUCGAGAGGGUAUGCUGGAGCCGCCUUCUGCUGAAGUCAGGAAAGCAGUCAUUUGCAACGAUCAUUCGGGCUAUGAAAUACUACAGAUGCUUGAGAGCCGGUUUGGAAAUUUCACAUUCACUGAUGCAGACUUGGAGAGUGCCACAUCAGGAAGCCUGAAAAUGUUGAAACUCAUCCUCAGUCGUCGUGGGAUCGCACAUACCUCUGGGUCAGUACUCCGAGCAGCAGCGUCUCGCGCGCACUUGGAUGUCCUCAAAUAUGUCCUGCGGCUGUACGAUGGCCCUGUCACCCGUGAAAUGGUGGUCGCCGCAGCUGGAAAUGAAGGAAGCGGCGCCGAGAAGUUCAAACUCAUAUGGGACCUUGCUCCAGACGUUAAGCCGUGUCCUGAACUACUCCUGGAAGCAGCACACGCGGAAGACAAUCUCAAUCUCAUAUUAGACCGGCUUGAGGACGAAAGCCUAUGUCAAACGGUGCUAGAUGCCGCUGUGCAGUCAAGGGACGACUGUUAUGGCCUCGUGCGUACUUUCCUGCGAAGGGGCGUCCCUAUUAAGAUUUCACAGAAGACAGUCAUGGAUGCCAUUGAGUCUGGCAAUGGGGAAAUACUGAGUCUUGUCCUCAAAUACGUGCCUGAAUUUGAGAUAACGCAGGAAAUCGUUAACCUGGCUGUCGAGCGUGAAGACUUUGGCUCUCUAACCAUCUUAGACCGAGAGGCCAGUCCUACGGAAUUAAAUCUACAAGGAGUCCGACAGGGGGUGCCCAAGUCUUUCAGGACAUCAUUUGUUCGAUACUUCGAUAAGGACAUUUAA